UCAUUCAUAUCACAAGUAUGGUUGCUGCGGAAGCAUUGCUAGUUAUUCGGACCUGGGCAUUCUGGCAAAAGAGUAAAAGAUUGCUGAUUGGAAUAUCGGUCUAUGUCGUGUUGUUAAUUGCCGCCAACAUUGCUGUAGACCUCAGUCCUACGGUGUUAAUUCCAGGAGAGGAACCCCCCCUAGGAACUUGUUACUUCGAGAGCCCACGCAGCAGUGCGAUCCAAUACAUAUUCUUGGCGAUGUUCGAAAGCAUGAUACUGACCCUUACUGUAUAUAAAAGGUUUCACGACUAUAAAAACUUUCAGAGCGGAAUUGUAGUAACCCUGUACCACGAUGACGUGUUUUACACGCUGUGCAUCCUCGCCGUCACAUUCGCCAAUGUCAUCACAGGAGCUGCACUUCCAAGCGCCUAUAGCAAUAUGUUCGACACGCUACAGGUGGUCAGUCACAGCGUUCUGGCAUCACGAAUUCUAUUCCGUCUUCGACAUAGCAACGAACGUGUCCGCGAACCGUCCACAUCAGUAGCGAUGGUGGAAUUUACAGAUUAUUUACCACCUCCGUCAAUGUCGAUGAGUGGGACGGCUACUACCAGUCAAGUUUGAAGAAACUUAAGUGUGCGGAACCAUCGGCCUCUGUUACAGUGAGAAACUUCUGCUCUUAUCUAAUGUACAACUCAAUUGUGAUAUCAUGAGCCAAUGAUACUGCGAGACCUUAGGACUGAGGGGAUGAACAAAAUGGUGAUUCGUUCCCUUGUUUCCUCCGAGCCUGGCUGCGGUGUCUAUUCUUAUGCGAUGUGACGAUAACUCUGCAUCAUGUACUUCCGCAAACCUCGUCUUGAAAUCAAUAACGCAUGACCUAUCA
Suillus fuscotomentosus is the source of this 861-nucleotide messenger RNA. RefSeq lists its product as uncharacterized. The coding region runs from base 18 to 602 and encodes 194 amino acids. The transcript has 8 exons. NCBI's taxonomy places the organism in Eukaryota, Fungi, Basidiomycota, Agaricomycetes, Boletales, Suillaceae. The record is from RefSeq and is a predicted model, not a curated record.